Messenger RNA from Scleropages formosus (Asian bonytongue), 1636 nucleotides. Its product is annotated as melanoregulin-like. The record is from RefSeq and is a predicted model, not a curated record. Gene Ontology annotation, biological process: melanosome transport. NCBI's taxonomy places the organism in Eukaryota, Metazoa, Chordata, Actinopteri, Osteoglossiformes, Osteoglossidae. Gene Ontology annotation, cellular component: melanosome. The transcript is spliced from 6 exons. The coding region runs from base 287 to 1075 and encodes 262 amino acids.
CUCUGCUCUGCUCUACUGCCGAUGCUUCUUUCCACCUUCAAGUGCAGCUCCACUGGUUGGAGCUCAGAGCUCAGUUAAGCUCACCUGGCAGGCGUCCGGGGACAAGACCAAACCUUCAUCGGGAUCAAGACGGACAAACGUGAUGGAAACCAAAGGCUCUUUUUGGGCUAAAGACUUCUGAGAUCUUGAGGGACACUCAAGGAUAUGUGAUACUGGCUAAACUGUCUCUGGAUCUAUCUGGAUUGGAAACCUUCUCCAGCUGCCAGGUUUCGGCCCACGUCCUGCCAUGGGGGCAUCCUUCACGGCCUUCUGCGCUCACUUCUGCUGCUGCUGCUGCAGCGGGGACGACGACGACGAUGAACCGGAGGAAAAGAGUCCUUUACUGAGUGGAAAUGCGCUGCUGUAUUUCGACCUGGAGGCGAAGAAGAGGCGAGACCAGGAGACGAAUCUGUGGAGCGAGCCAGGGGACCCGAGCCACUCGGAGCGGGACGACGAUCGGGAGCUCUACAACCUGCUGCAGAAGCGCUCCAAGACGCAGAGAGGCUCCCAGGGGUACCGGCGUCUCAGUGUGGACAUCAACGCCAUGAGGGAGGUGCGGCGCGGUGUGAGAGACAGAUGGAAGCUUAUCCUGGAGGACCUCGGGUUCGUGGCCGAGGCCGAGGCCCUGCUGACGGUGUCGACGAGCACGUCCUUUGACCGGAUGCACAACGCGCCUGAGGCCCGCGCCCUGCUCAGCAUCCUGCACACGGAGACCUCCAUCUUUGACAGCAAGGAGCCGCCGCCCGAGAGAUACAUGUUCACCCUGGACCGUCUCAUCUACCUGGAUGCAGCGCAGGACUUUGUGGCGAAAGCACGGAGCAUGUACCCCAAGCGGGACGACGACGACGAUGACGACGACGAGGAAGAUGCCACCCUCAGGCUUCCUUUCCUGCUGAGAAGAGCCCAUCAGGCGUUUCCCAGGGACGAGGAAGAGGAGGAGCUGGACAGCGACGCGCUGGACGGCGCCCAAGACAGCGGCAGCGACAUCAACAAUGACGACGAGGAUGACGGCGGUGUGGAGCGGUCCCUCGAUUGACUUCGCCCUGUAGCGACGCCUGCCGGCGCCUAGGGGGCGCUCUACUCCCGGCAAAGGUCUCCUGACUGCGGGCACACGGUGGCAGGCAGCGUGAACAGGACUGCCACGUACGCUGGAGGCUCUUCGCUAUUUUAUGUCCCCGCUUUACUCUUUAAAACGUCCGACUGAGCCGGCUGAGUGGAGAAACGCUCUUGGAAAGUGCGACAUGGUGCCUGAGGCUGGAGAACAGUUUACUCCAGCAAAGGUACCUGAAAUGCACUGCGGUAAAACCUCAACUGGGAGUAACUUUUCUGGCCCUUUUCCACGUCCGCAAAGCCUCGCUCAUAGACGUCCACGGCGGCGACUCGAGCCUGCUGCCGGUCUAUCGCCGAGGCCCUGCUCUUCCCAGAAUGCCUUGCUCCGGUCCGCGGGAGCCGUUUCGCCACGUUGGGCAGACGUUCCCCGCAGCUCCGUUCGCUGCUCCACUAUCAGCCUUGAGGGGUCAGUUGAGAGGGAGAGACAUUUGGAGUCCAAGCAAAAGAUUUCAUUUGGACGUAAUUUGUCAACUUGUUACCCCCCCUC